Messenger RNA from Frankliniella occidentalis (western flower thrips), 523 nucleotides. RefSeq names its product 40S ribosomal protein S26 (gene RpS26). Gene Ontology annotation, molecular function: mRNA binding; structural constituent of ribosome. Lineage: Eukaryota; Metazoa; Arthropoda; Insecta; Thysanoptera; Thripidae. The coding region runs from base 143 to 490 and encodes 115 amino acids. Gene Ontology annotation, cellular component: cytosolic small ribosomal subunit; ribosome. The transcript is spliced from 4 exons. Gene Ontology annotation, biological process: translation. The record is from RefSeq and is a predicted model, not a curated record.
CUUUCAAAUGGUAUGUCAAACUCUGGCUGAAGAGAAGAACUUUAGCCCAUCUAUGAAAGAGUAACAACAAGCUUGUCAGCAAGCACCGGCCAGAGCCACUUCCGCCUCCUUUGCGUGUACAUCUUGGUGGAAACGUGACAAAAUGACUACGAAGCGUCGCAAUGGUGGACGUUCCAAGCACGGACGGGGCCAUGUGAACCCUGUCCGUUGCACCAACUGCGCUCGUUGCGUCCCUAAGGACAAGGCGAUCAAGAAGUUCGUGAUUCGUAACAUUGUUGAGGCUGCUGCUGUCAGGGACAUCACUGAAGCUUCAGUCUACAGUAUGUACCAGCUCCCCAAGUUAUACGCGAAACUUCAUUACUGUGUGUCAUGCGCCAUUCACUCCAAGGUUGUGCGUAACAGAUCUAAGGCUGAAAGGCGUAACAGGAACCCACCUCAGCGCAACUUUGCACGAGGUCCACGACCGGGAGGACAGCAGCCCAGGAAGUAAUUUGUCUCGUUAAUAAAUUUACUAUAAACACAA